AGAGAAGCAAAAAGAUCCUAAAUAUUCUUUUUUUAAAAAAUGAUUCCCCCUACAAAGAAACGGAAGCACAUCUGUUUUUGCAAGCUUGCAAAAGAAAAGAUGAUGCAUCAAAACCAGGCAAUAUUCAGAAUUCACCUAUGUGGUGCCUCAGCUCUGGUUGUAGCCUUUUCACAUCCUUCCCCUGAGAAUUCAAGAUAGCAACAAUUUUAGAUAAUCUCCUUACCUUUCUUCUAAGCCACUCCAUAUUUCACAAGGAAAAUCAUGGCAGCCAAUGACUCAAACUAUAAUGAAGAGGAGUUUUUGAAACAUUUCUAUGCUAUCGUGUACACAAUCAUCCUGAUUCCCGGGCUGAUUGGGAAUGUUCUGGCUCUCUGGGUCUUCUAUGGUUAUAUGAAAGAAACUAAACGGGCCGUGAUUUUUAUGUUCAAUCUUGCAAUUGCAGACUUGGCCCAAGUUUUAUCUCUGCCACUAAGGAUUUUUUAUUACCUGUCUAAAAGUUGGUACCUGGGGAAGGAACUUUGCAUGUUUUGCUUCUACCUCAAGUACGUCAACAUGUAUGCAAGCAUUUACUUCUUGGUUUGCAUCAGUGUGAGGAGGUUCCAAUUCCUCAUGCACCCUCUGAAGUUCAGUGAUUGCAAGUGCAUCUAUGAUAUGUACAUCUGCAUUGUGGGGUGGCUGGUGGUUUGCGUUGGCUGCUUAUCUUUCCCCCUUCUGCGUCUUACCUCCAACAAGACCUGUGCUGACGAUAAAUGUUUUGUCGACCUGCCCUUGAAGACUGCAGAUGAACCUAUCUCAAUAGCAAUGAUGUCCCUGGGUGAGCUGGUUGGCUUUGUAACCCCCCUGUUGAUCAUCUUGUACUGUUCCUGGAAGACCAUCUUAUCUCUCCAAGAGAAGAAUUCUGUUUCCCAAGACCUCGGGGAGAAACAGAAAGCCUUGAAGAUGAUCCUGACUUGUGCUGUUGUCUUUUUGAUUUGCUUUGGUCCUUAUCACAUCAGCUUCCCUUUGAAUUAUUUGGUCAAGACCCAAAAUAUAGAAGAUUCUGAUGCCCGAAAGGCUAUCUUGGUCUUCCACGCCAUUGCCUUGUGUCUUGCCAGUUUAAAUUCCUGCCUCGACCCUAUAAUUUAUUACUUUACCACAGAUGAGUUUCGAAGGCGCCUUUCAAGGCAGGUUUUACAGGACAGCAUUCAAUUUCACAACAUGCACUGCGGACGUGCAAAGCAUCCAUCUGAAAUAAGUAUAGUUGAGUGA
Messenger RNA from Pseudonaja textilis, 1248 nucleotides. RefSeq names its product G protein-coupled receptor 174 (gene GPR174). Gene Ontology annotation, biological process: phospholipase C-activating G protein-coupled receptor signaling pathway; positive regulation of Rho protein signal transduction. Gene Ontology annotation, molecular function: G protein-coupled receptor activity. Lineage: Eukaryota; Metazoa; Chordata; Lepidosauria; Squamata; Elapidae. Gene Ontology annotation, cellular component: plasma membrane. The record is from RefSeq and is a predicted model, not a curated record.